This is a messenger RNA of Penicillium verrucosum, 315 nucleotides long. RefSeq lists its product as uncharacterized. The record is from RefSeq and is a predicted model, not a curated record. The transcript has 2 exons. The coding region runs from base 1 to 315 and encodes 104 amino acids. NCBI's taxonomy places the organism in Eukaryota, Fungi, Ascomycota, Eurotiomycetes, Eurotiales, Aspergillaceae.
AUGAUCAAGGACACGGAAUCCCAGAUUUUCGUUGAUUUCCCUGGCCACGACUCUUUUGAUGUCGUCAUGCAGACACUCACGCGUGGAGAUCCCGAAAAGUCUCAAGGCAUGUUCCAUAUGCAAGCUGCGCGACAAAACCCGGAUGGAACAUGUAAUAUGUCAGCGCAACGUGACAUCGAUAUGAGAGAAGAGUUCCUACUGAACACCAAUCAGGACCUAUUCGACUUUGUCACCGACUAUCAGGCGACACGCAGCGCAUCCAGAAUUGGGAUCCCAAGUUGGAUCUUCAAAGAGCAACCAAAGAGCAACGCUUGA